UGCGGCAUCAGUUUUGAAGGGUUAUGUUUUUUAAAUGCAAACUUGGGAGGUAAGAUGAGUUAAAUUUCCUCGGGUUUCAAGGUGACGCCAAGUCGCCAACACCUGAAACCUCAAAAGUUGUAUGUACAUGUGUCUGUCAACGGGUCCAUCAAAAGCCCGCUGAAAUGACUUUAGACAUUUCCGACACUAGAAACCACUCACUUGACGACUGCUCAGUCUCGCCACCAAGACCAUACGUAUAAAAACCCCGCACACAUUAUAGCAGUUAGGGUUUUAUCUUCACUCCCAUGGAUUCAUCAUCUUCAGCUUCCUCUUUACACUUGGCCAUGGCGGCUCUCGUCGGAGCCUCCUUGAUGGCCAUCUCGGCCUUCUUCAUUCACAAGCGCAGUGUCGACCAAGUCCUUGAUCGUCUCAUCGAGAUCCGCCGCGAACUCCCUCAAAACCGCGACGGCCAUUUCUACGAAGAAGAAAACGAAGAAGAAGAGUAUAGCGAGGGAGGAUAUGAUUCUGAUGGAGAUGGGAUGACAAGACAGCAGAAUCGUGAGUCGAGGUCGUUGGAGGACAGCAUGCUUCGACGUUAUAAGAAUACCAUGUCUUCUUCGUUGCCAAAUGUGUCUGUGAGAAAUGAUUGGUUAGAAGAAGAUGCUAAGUUUGAUGAGGCGAUUAGGGUUAGGGCACAGAAUUGCUCCGCUUCUUCGCUUGAUAAACUCAAUUUCAUUCCCUCUGGACUUCCGCCCCUGCAAACAUCACAUAGACUUGGGGAGGAUCAGCCUUUUAAUCGCGGUGGUUCCAGUGCAAGGCUGGCAUCUGUUGGCAUUCUACGGACUCCGAGAUCUCCCGGAGGCAGUGGCUUUGAAAAUGCUGAGGAUUCUGAGGAUGACGGUACAGAGCUUGCAAAUGAAGAUGAUAUGGAUUACAGCUAUGAGGACAUUGAUUCUUCUGCUAAUUUUAUGAAUGAUGUUGAUUCUAAAAUUCAAAAUUCUUCUGCUGUUCCAUUCAGAACUGAUCUUGUGAACUUUGUUCAAGAUCAAAAUUGUCGAGCUAGUAUAAAUGUAGUGAAACCUGGUAUCGAUGUGCAUGGCAGGGGAAAGGUAGAUACGGCUUCAGCACAGAUAACAGGGCAUGAUACUACUUUGCCCAAUGUAAUAUUGCCUCUGAGAACUACAUUGCAUGAGUCAACAACCAUAGAAGAUGAGGAAGUGCGGAAAAUGCUUCAAGAGUGUUUGGAUCUGCGAAAAAGUUAUGUUUAUACUGAAGAAGUUGCUCCAUGGUUGAAGGAAGCUGUCCCUGAACCUUAUGCAUCAGAAGUGAAGAUUGAUCCAUUUCACUUUGAACCUGUUGAAGCAAGUACACAUCACUUUAGGAUGGAGGAUGGAGUCGUACACGUUUAUGCAAGUGAAAAUGAUACUGUAGAUCUUUUUCCUGUCGCAAAUUCAACCACUUUUUUUACUGAUAUGCAUCACAUUCUGAGAAUUAUGUCUAUUGGAAAUGUUCGCUCUGCAUGCCACCACAGGCUACGGUUUCUCGAGGAGAAAUUCCGGCUCCAUUUGUUAGUAAAGGCAGAUAAGGAAUUUUUGGCUCAGAAGGGUGCCCCUCAUCGUGAUUUCUAUAACAUCCGAAAGGUGGAUACACAUGUGCAUCAUUCUGCUUGUAUGAACCAGAAGCAUCUUCUGCGUUUCAUCAAGUCAAAACUGAGAAAAGAACCUGAUGAGGUUGUUAUAUUUAGAGAUGGAAAGUACAUGACACUUAAGGAAGUAUUUGAGAGUUUGGACUUGAGUGGGUAUGAUUUGAAUGUGGAUUUGUUGGAUGUUCAUGCUGAUAAGAGUACCUUCCAUCGAUUUGACAAAUUCAAUCUCAAAUACAAUCCUUGUGGGCAAAGCAGACUUAGAGAGAUCUUCUUAAAGCAAGACAAUCUUAUCCAAG
Pistacia vera is the source of this 1923-nucleotide messenger RNA. RefSeq names its product AMP deaminase-like. Gene Ontology annotation, biological process: IMP salvage; AMP metabolic process. Gene Ontology annotation, molecular function: AMP deaminase activity. The transcript is spliced from 9 exons. Gene Ontology annotation, cellular component: cytosol. The record is from RefSeq and is a predicted model, not a curated record. The annotation marks the transcript as partial. Lineage: Eukaryota; Viridiplantae; Streptophyta; Magnoliopsida; Sapindales; Anacardiaceae.